Lachancea lanzarotensis is the source of this 648-nucleotide messenger RNA. Its product is annotated as LALA0S02e09494g1_1. The record is from RefSeq and is a predicted model, not a curated record. The coding region runs from base 1 to 648 and encodes 215 amino acids. The transcript has a single exon. Gene Ontology annotation, cellular component: membrane; cytoplasm. Lineage: Eukaryota; Fungi; Ascomycota; Saccharomycetes; Saccharomycetales; Saccharomycetaceae.
AUGUCCAUGCAAAAAUCGAAUAAUAAUCCUGUCUUGGUGUACAACUCGCUGCUGGCGCGUCGUCCGUUACUAACCAAAAUUGCAACCGGGGCAAUUCUCAGCGCACUCAGUGAGCUGAUUAGUCAAUUGACCACCACCAGUGCUCAGAAAACCGACGAGAAUCUCAAAGGAGGCUUUCAUAAAAUCAGAAGCCUCUUACAAAGGCCGAAAUAUCAGAAACUACUGCUGAUGCUUUUGUACGGCGGCGUCGUCAACGCUCCCAUCAACCAUUUUUUCUACCAAUGGCUCACAUUGUUCACCAACAAGCGUAUAGCACCUAAAUGGAGACGCCUCGCACAACUAUGCGGGUCUUGGUGCGUCAUUAGCCCCAUCCAGGUUUUCGGACUCAUCACCGCACUUACGUUGGUAAAUUUGGGACCCGGAGAAAAAGAUGGACCUGCAAGUAAGAAGCUGAAGGCAGUCCAGGAUAGUUUGCAGACUCGUUAUGGAACCAUGCUCACCAGCAGCAUUUUGAGCUCUACCGUUUUUGUUUCUGUAGCACAGCAGUUUAUUGCUCCCGAAAAGUGGUCGGUUUUCUUUAGUUUUGCAUACGCUGCGCUGAACACAGGCCAAAACAUAUACAUGAAGCUGUCGUCAAGCCAAAAAUGA